This is a messenger RNA of Glossina fuscipes, 1219 nucleotides long. Its product is annotated as xenotropic and polytropic retrovirus receptor 1 homolog. Bases 54 to 1193 code for a protein of 379 amino acids. Gene Ontology annotation, biological process: cellular response to phosphate starvation; phosphate ion transport. The record is from RefSeq and is a predicted model, not a curated record. Gene Ontology annotation, cellular component: plasma membrane; cytoplasm; Golgi apparatus. Gene Ontology annotation, molecular function: inositol hexakisphosphate binding. NCBI's taxonomy places the organism in Eukaryota, Metazoa, Arthropoda, Insecta, Diptera, Glossinidae. The transcript is spliced from 5 exons.
CACAUUUUGUCUUUGUCAAAACUUAUCUUAAAACGUUUGUAGAUUUUCAAGGCAUGGUUGAAGUCCAACAUUUAGUAUUGUUUCGCGGUCCGUUUUACGUUGUUGUAUACCUUCUUUUGAUGGGCAUAAAUGUGUAUGGUUGGCGACGUGUCGGCGUUAAUCAUAUAUUAAUAUUUGAAAUUGAUCCGCGUAAACAUUUAACGUACUCUCACCUCUUAGAAUUGUCGGCAAUAUUUGCCGUCCUAACAGCUUUAAGUGUUUUAGGUUUUAUAUACGCGAAAAAUUUGCAUAUCCCGCGUUUUUCCUUUCCAUUGAUUUUAUUGAUUACCAUGGCAUUGUAUUUAAUUUUACCUUUGCCCAUAUUUCAUUUGGAUAGCAGACUCUGGCUGUUGAAGGUAAUGGGUCGCUUAAUGGCUGCCCCUUUUUUUUCUGUCAGUUUUGCAGAUUUCUGGCUGGGCGAUCAGUUCAAUUCAAUGACUAUUGUCUUCGCGGACUUUAAGAAUUUGUUAUGCUUCUAUGUUCGAAAUCCAUUCUUCAGUGAAAAUUAUAAGCAUCAAAAAUGUGAAGUCGAGGAUUUUGCCAUAAAUGCUUGUGUUUCGUGUUUGCCAGCUUGGCUGCGUUUCGCUCAAUGCUUGCGGCAAUAUCGAGAUAAUCGAAAAUCUCAUCCAUAUUUAACAAAUGCCGGAAAAUAUGCCACCGUAUUCCCAACGAUUUUAUUCGCCACAUUGAUGAACGCGUACAGAGAUGAAUAUGAGACAUUUUUCAAAAAUCCUUUUCUUUGGUGUUUCAUUUGCUUUAAAAUGAUAUCAACGAUUUAUGGUCUCGCUUGGGAUAUUUUGGGAGAUUUCGGUUUAUUUAAGGUAUGCAAGAAAGACAGAAUAUUUUUAAGAGAGGAUGUCAUCUAUUCGAAGAAUUUUUACUAUUUCUUGAUAAUCGAGAAUUGUGUGUUGAGAUUCUUUUGGAUUUUCGAUUUCCCUAUGGUCGCACUAAGCUAUGUGAACUUUCGAAUAAUGGAAUCAAUUUCGGGUUUGCUUGAAAUUAUACGUCGUUAUAUUUGGAAUUAUGUGCGGCUGGAAAACGAACAUCUAUACAAUGUAGGCCAAUAUCGUGCCGUUCGUGAUAUUUUCAUUGCCCCCCUAGAGGAUUUUGACGAAUUGGAAGAUAAAACGAGUGAAAACAAUAAUUUCCAUUGAAACGUCUCUACACGUCGAGAUAAAAC